GGAAACCGGGCCCAGUAUCGCAAAAGGUGCAUUUAGAGAGUUCCUGCCCCUCUGAAACACGCCCAUUGCAUGGAAUGACGUCUGCGUGUGGGAAGUGGGCGGCGUCGCGUGGCGUUGUUGUGUCAACGUGACUGUCAUCAUCAGCCAGCCGAGCCCGUCCGUCGCCCGGAGCCCGUCCUGCGCGCUGCGCUGCCUACUGUAGACAACAAUGUACAGUCGCUGCGAGUGAUCCGAGCCCCGCGCCGUCCCUAUGCUAACCGCACCAACAGGACCGACACACGGCUGCCCAUCGAGAUCUUCGGUCACGCAGACGGGGAUUGUAAUCUUCCAUAUUCACUCAACACAGAGGAUAGCAAGUAGCUAGCAAAUUAGCGUAUAUUUUUCCAGGUAGCGCUGGAUUUUUUUCAGGUAACACCCGGGAAGGCUCUGACAAAGGCGGGGGAAGGUGGCUUGAAAGCUAAGGAUGAAUCGCUUCCGAAAGUGGCUUUACAAGCCAAAGCGGACUGACCCGCAGCUGUUGGCCCAGUUCUACUACGCUGACGAGGAGCUCAACCAGGUUGCCAUGGAGCUGGACGGCCUGGACGGCCGACGGGAUCCGCAGAGGUGCACGCUAUUGGUCAACCAGUUCCGCUCCUGCCAGGAUAAUGUGUUGAACAUCAUUAACCAGAUCAUGGAGGAGUGUAUCCCGGAGGAGCGAGCCAACCGAGACUUCUGUGUUAAAUUCCCAGAAGAGAUUCGUCAUGACAACCUGGCAGGACAACUGUGGUUUGGAGCAGAGUGUCUGGCGGCGGGGUCCAUCAUCAUGAACCGUGAGAUUGAGAGCAUGGCGAUGCGUCCGCUGGCCAAGGAUCUGACGCGUAGCCUGGAGGAGGUGCGCAACCUGACGCGAGAGCAGGCGCUCCGUGACCUCCACAGCUACACACAGCGCAUACGGGACGCCCUGCGACACUUCGACAGCCUCUUCGCCGAGUUUGAGCUCUGUUAUGUAUCAGCUAUGGUUCCUGUGAAGUCCCCUAAAGAGUACUACACCCAGCAAGAGGUCAUCGUGCUCUUUUGUGAGACUGUGGAGAGAGCGCUGAAGCUAGGCUACCUCACACAAGACAUGAUAGAUGAUUACGAACCUGCUCUCAUGUUUACAAUCCCAAGACUGGCCAUCGUCUGUGGUCUGGUGGUGUAUUCUGAAGGCCCUCUGGAUCUGGAGCGUAAGGCAGAAGACAUGUCUGAGCUCUUCAGACCAUUCCGCACUUUACUGAAGAAGAUCAGGGACCUGCUGCAGACGCUGACGGAGGAGGAGCUGCAGACGCUGGAGCGGAGUCUGUGCAUCUCUUCAGACGCCGAGUUCCCCCCCGCGCCCCCCCCCACCAGAACACCCCCCAGCCCCCCGCACACUCACACUCACACCCCGCAGGCCGAGGAGGCCAGCCAAUGGGAGGAGGUGGGUGUGGCCCUGCUGGGGGAGACAGAGGAUGAAGAGGCGGCUCUUGAGCAGGAAGAGGCGGGGCUUCAGCAGGAAGAGGAAGUGGAGCUGGCGUGCUCCAUGCAGUAUGACGAGGAGGAGUACGAGCAGCUCAACAUGCUGGUGCAUCGCCUUGGCGACCACAUGACAUCAUUGCUGUCCCCGCCCAGCCAGGGCCAGAGCCCCUCCCACUCCAGCUCCGCCUCCAGCACAAACCCCUCCCCCCUGCACACACACGCCACACCCCCCACACACACACACACACGGGAGGACGAGCGAGUCUUCUUAAUGGAUGACCUGGAGGGGGGAGGAGCCAUAGCCACCAUCACCAAUGAGGAGGAGCUCCGCAUAGGCCCCGCCCCCUCCCGGCCCUCGCCCAAUCACACGCCUGGCCCUCCGCACUCCCUCUGCAACGGUUGGUCGAGGCCCCGUCCGUCAGAAGAGGCGUUCACUACGGCGCACGGCGGCUGGGGGGUGUGUGGGGGGGCGGAGCCUGCUGAGGUCAUCGCCAGCAGAACGGGCGGAAUGAAGCUGUCGGCCACGGUCAUCUUCAACCCCGUCAGCCAAUCAGAGCACACGCUGGUGCUGCCCCACCCAGGGGAGGCGGGGUCGUGCGGAGGGGGCGUCGGCCUGCUGCACUCCUGCGUGUGCUGUGCUGGUUGCCAGGACGCCCAUGACAGCGUCAGCCUGGAGACGGCCGCCAUGGCAACGCUGGGUCUGUCGCUAGGGCUGGACAAGAGGCGGUCCGGCAGGAAAGGAGACGUCCAACUGACUCCGCCCUCCCCACGCACAAGCCACACCCCUCACACACUCACUAGCACAGAACACACGGACCCCAGUGAAGACAAGUCAGCACUCACACACACACACACUAGUGAUGAGCACACAGCACACACACCCUCUGGUGAGGAAAACACACUUCCUGCAGCAGCGUGUGGAGAGCUGCGUCCAGCCCCAGCCUCAGGGUCAAAGGUCAGCCCAGGCAGGAGUGAGGAGAGGACGCCAGAGGACACGCACAGGGACGCCCGAGACAUCAAGAGGAUCAGCAGGUUUCAGGACUCUCCUCUCAGCUCAGUGUCCAGCAGUGACUGUGAGAGUGUGUCUGUCACAACAUGCAGUCUGUCCAGCACAUACACUCCCAGCCCCAUCAGUAGUCUGACCAGCAGCUCUGAGGGACUGGACCAGCAGGAUAUGCAGUUGGCCCUACAGGCCGCCAAGACUGCUGCCCGCAACAAAAUCCGCUCUCGUUUCCAUAGCAGCAGCGACCUUAUCCAUCGCCUCUUCGUCUGUAUAUCAGGUGUGGCAGAUCAGCUGCAGACAAACUAUGCCAGUGACCUGCGGAGCAUCCUCAAGACACUUUUUGAAGUCAUGGCAACCAAAUCUGACCAGGGCGACAAUGACAAGCAAAAAAAAGGCCCGGUGCGUAGCGGUCUGCUGGAAGACUGUGUCCUCUGCCAGGAGAGCAGCUCCUCUUCGGAUGUCACCACCAAGGCCCAUGAUGAACAGGUCGAAGACCCUCCGGAGUGGGUCCCAGAUGAUGCGUGUAGCUCGUGUGUGUCGUGUAAGGCUCCAUUCACAGUCAUCCGCAGGAAACACCACUGCAGGAGCUGUGGAAAGAUUUUCUGCUCGCGCUGCUCCUCCCACUCUGCUCCGUUGCCAAGAUACGGCCAGAUGAAGCCGGUGCGAGUGUGUACACACUGCUACAUGUUCCACGUCACACCCUUCUACAGGGACCGCACAGGCAUCUGACACACACACACACACCACACACACACACACACACACACACACACAUGCACACACACACACCACACACACACACACACACACACACACACACCCUUCUACAGCGACCGCACUGGCAUCUG
Messenger RNA from Alosa sapidissima (American shad), 3324 nucleotides. RefSeq names its product zinc finger, FYVE domain containing 28 (gene zfyve28). Gene Ontology annotation, molecular function: metal ion binding. Gene Ontology annotation, biological process: negative regulation of epidermal growth factor-activated receptor activity. Lineage: Eukaryota; Metazoa; Chordata; Actinopteri; Clupeiformes; Clupeidae. The record is from RefSeq and is a predicted model, not a curated record. Gene Ontology annotation, cellular component: early endosome membrane.